This is a messenger RNA of Procambarus clarkii (red swamp crayfish), 1941 nucleotides long. The record is from RefSeq and is a predicted model, not a curated record. NCBI's taxonomy places the organism in Eukaryota, Metazoa, Arthropoda, Malacostraca, Decapoda, Cambaridae.
GGAGGGUGUGAGGGAGGUGUUGAGGCGGGCAGGUGGGGCCCAGCUCCUCACUCUCCUCCUCGCCUUCACUCCAGUAACAUCCUCUGGCUCAAGAUGCUGUAUUCUACACAAUUAUUAACGGUGGUCUUCCUCAUGGCUGGAGUGACCUGCCAAUAUUUACCUCUGCAGGCUCCGGCUCUGCGUCAGGACUCUGAUACAUCCCUCGCUCUUGGCCACAAUAUUCCCAGGGACACUGAUCGACCACUACCUGUAUUAACUGGAGCAAUCAGUACCCUGCCGAGUAGUGCUCAAUCUAGCCCUGCUAACGACGCCUUCAUUCUCCAGGGCCCUGGCAGCGUCCUCGUUCCUGACGUAGGCCAGCACAGAGGAAAUCUUGUUGAGGGACGUUACUUUCCCCAAGGCUUUCGCAGUGAUGUAGCUCCAGGUCCAGUCGUCGCCCAGGGUCCCUUUGGUGGUCCAGGUCCCGUCGUCGCCCAGGGUCCCUUUGGUGGUCCAGGUCCCGUCGUCGCCCAGGGUCCCUUUGGUGGUCCAGGUCCCGUCGUCGCCCAGGGUCCCUUUGGUGGUCCAGGUCCCGUCGUCGCCCAGGGUCCCUUUGGUGGUCCAGGUCCCGUCGUCGCCCAGGGUCCCUUUGGUGGUCCAGGUCCCGUCGUCGCCCAGGGUCCCUUUGGUGGUCCAGGUCCCGUCGUCGCCCAGGGUCCCUUUGGUGGUCCAGGUCCCGUCGUCGCCCAGGGUCCCUUUGGUGGUCCAGGUCCCGUCGUCGCCCAGGGUCCCUUCGGUGGUCCAGGUCCCGUCGUCGCCCAGGGUCCCUUCGGUGGUCCGGGUCCCGUCGUCGCUCAGGGUCCCGUUAUCGCCCAAGGUCCCUUCGGUGCUCCAGGUCCCGUCGUCGCCCAGGGUCCCUUUGGUGGUCCAGGUCCCGUCGUCGCCCAGGGUCCCUUUGGUGGUCCAGGUCCCGUCGUCGCCCAGGGUCCCUUUGGUGGUCCAGGUCCCGUCGUCGCCCAGGGUCCCUUUGGUGGUCCAGGUCCCGUCGUCGCCCAGGGUCCCUUUGGUGGUCCAGGUCCCGUCGUCGCCCAGGGUCCCUUCGGUGGUCCAGGUCCCGUCGUCGCCCAGGGUCCCUUCGGUAGUCCAGGUCCCGUCGUCGCCCAGGGUCCCUUUGGUGGUACAGGUCCCGUCGUCGCCCAGGGUCCCUUCGGUGGUCCAGGUCCCGUCGUCGCCCAGGGUCCCUUUGGUGGUCCAGGUCCCGUCGUUGGUAGUGGUCCCGCUACCAUAUUCAGCAGUGGCAGGUUGGACCAGGUGGCCGUUCCGCGGGUCGCAGUGGGCAGCACUGGACCUUCUGGAAGUGUUGUCAGACCUGUUGGCGUCCCUCAGGUCAGGAGAGUGGAUGAUGUCUUCCACCCCACUGUCACCAAAGUUGUCACCGUCGACCGUUGCGUCACUGUCACCGACCAAGCCUUCAACAGCGUGGCAGUAACCUUAACGUCCUUCAGCGUGCAGACUGUCACCGUCGGAACACGCUCGGUGCUACAAACUCCAGUUGAUGACCGGGUCGCUCUACAGACGUCUGUCUUUGUCCGGCCAACAUCCGUAACGUUAACGGAAGUGAAGUCUGACUUCAGGAUCGUGACAGAGACGUCACUAAGCUACGUGACCCUCGGCCACACGUCCUACGUCAUCAGCCAGUACACCUACACCACCACGGCCACCCAGGUGUUGACGUAUACAGCGACGGUGGUACACACGAAUAUUAACACCCACAGAACUACUCUCACAAACUACCGCACCGUGACUGAUACGGUAUACGUUAACAGCGGCUACGGCUACCGUCCUCAAUAGUGAACUUUUGUAUUAACAAGUUUAGACCAUGGGUAAAAUGAGGCACGUAGUAUAUUCCUGUAAUGCAUCUAUUUGGUUAGAAUAAAUGUAUUAAUUAAAACAUUUUUAGAC